Molecule: messenger RNA, 1392 nt
Organism: Neomonachus schauinslandi (Hawaiian monk seal)
Lineage: Eukaryota; Metazoa; Chordata; Mammalia; Carnivora; Phocidae
Product: protocadherin gamma-A6-like
Exons: 1
Biological process (GO): homophilic cell-cell adhesion
Cellular component (GO): plasma membrane
Molecular function (GO): calcium ion binding
Source: RefSeq, a predicted model, not a curated record
AUGGCUGCUCUGCAAAAGCGCGGGCGCCACAGCGGGAUAGUGGUGCUCUUUAUUCUCCUAGGGACUCUGUGGGAGGCUGGGGCCAGGACAAUCCAUUAUUCCGUUCUUGAGGAGCUAGAUAAAGGUUCCUUCGUGGGGAACAUCGCCAACGAUCUGGGGCUGGAGCCCCGGGAGCUGGCGGAGCGUGGCGUCCGCAUCGUCUCCAGAGGUAGGACGCAGCUUUUCGCUCUGAACCCACAAAGCGGCAGCUUGGUCACCGCGGACAGGAUAGACCGGGAGGAGCUCUGCGCUCAGACUGCACCGUGUCUGGUGAGUUUUAACAUCCUUAUUGAGGAUAAACUGAAUCUUUAUCCCGUUGAAGUGGAAAUAGUGGACAUUAAUGACAAUACACCACGAUUCUUCAGGGAAGAAUUGGAAGUGAAAAUUCUGGAAAAUGCAGUCCCAUCCUCUCGUUUUCCACUAAUGGAGGUCUAUGACCUGGAUGUGGGAAUGAACUCUCUUCAGGGCUUCAAACUCAGCGGGAAUAGUCACUUCUCAGUGGAUGUGUGGGGCGAAGCUAAUAGGCCCAAAUACCCGGAGCUGGUGCUGGAGCGAGCCCUGGAUCGGGAGGGAGAGGCCAUUUACCACCUGGUCCUUACUGCUAUGGAUGGCGGUGACCCCAUCCGCUCAGGCACUGCACAAAUUCUGGUAGUUGUCCUAGAUGUGAAUGACAAUGCUCCAGUGUUUACUCAGCCUGUCUACCAUGUGAAUGUUCCUGAAAAUCUGCCAGUAGGUACACCAGUAUUGUCGGUAAAUGCUACUGACCAGGAUGAAGGAGUCCAUGCAGAAGUAACGUAUUCCUUCCUGAGGGUAACAGAAAAGAUCUCAAAGAUUUUCUGCUUAAAUGUUUCCACGGGAGAAAUAUCAACUUCUGCAAAUCUAGACUAUGAGGACUCAAGCUUUUAUGAGCUGGAUGUUGAAGCCAGGGAUCGGCCAGGUCUACUAGACAGAGCAAAAGUCUUAAUAACUAUUUUGGAUGUAAAUGAUAAUGUACCAGAAGUGGUAGUUACAUCUGGAAGUAGAUCAGUUGCUGAAAGUACACCUCCAGGAACAGUAAUUGCUCUUUUUCAAGUGUAUGAUCGAGACUCUGGACUGAAUGGCCUGGUAACAUGUUCCAUCUCAAGAAGUCUGCCAUUUGAACUGGAAAAGUCAGUAGACAAUUAUUAUCAAUUAGUGACCAAUACAGUACUAGAUCGAGAACAGGUAUCCUUGUACAACAUCACUAUAACAGCUACAGACAAAGGAAUUCCACCUUUGUCUACAGAAACGCUUAUCUACCUAAAUGUGGCAGAUAUCAAUGACAACCCACCCGCCUUCCCCCAGUCCUCCUAUUCUGUCUACAUCCCUGAAAAC